Solanum lycopersicum (tomato) is the source of this 866-nucleotide messenger RNA. Lineage: Eukaryota; Viridiplantae; Streptophyta; Magnoliopsida; Solanales; Solanaceae. The record is from RefSeq and is a predicted model, not a curated record.
AUGGGCCUACCGGAAUUAAUCGAGAAAGUUCUUGACAUCUGCUUCUGGAACAUCUACUUGGCUCUAGAAUGUACCAAUUCAGGGGAGACCCCUGCAUUUGCUAACACUCGAAUAGACUGGAAGGAAACUCCAGAAGCUCACUUGUUCAAGGCUGAUCUUCCAGGGCUUAAGAAGGAGGAAGUGAAAGUGGAGAUCAAAGAGGAUAGGGUUCUUCAAAUUAGCAGAGAGAGGAAGGUAGAGAAAGAAGAUAAGAACGAUACUUGGCAUUGUGUGGAGCAAAGCAAUGAAUUCAUGAGAAGGUUUAGACUUCCGGAGAAUGCAAAGAUGGAUCAAGUUAAGGCUUUUAUGGAGAAUAGAGUGCUUAGUGUAACUGUUCCAAAGGAAGAGGUAAAGAAACCUAUGGUCAAGUCCAUUGAGAUCUCUGGUUAAGUGCUUUGGCUGGGAAUAAACUUGUAGUAUUAAGUAAAGCCUGUACAGUUGAAGAUUUUCAGUUUUUUUUUAUUUCUGGCUGUGUCUUAUGCUGGGUCAUUUUCCUAGUUGGUUAUGAACUGUUAACUGUUUUAUGUAUUUCCCUUGAGUACUCUAUAUGAUAUGCCAUUGAAUUUCCUGUAAUAUUUUGAUUUUAAAAAAUGAUCAAAUUUAUCUGUGUAACUAAGUUUGUCUAGAAUCAGUGUUUUGAUCAAUAUUUUGAUUUCAAGUGUAUUCUUUAAUUGAUUUUUCUCCAGUUAAUAUUUGUCUCUUUUCUGAGAGCAUGAAUGUAUAUUUUGAUGUAGAUUGUGUUUAUUUCUUCCUUCUUAUUUUAUGAAUUUUGAAGUGAAUCGUGAAGUAACUUCAUAAAUGAUAUAUUGUAAACCUUUCCAUUUCGU